Molecule: messenger RNA, 3000 nt
Organism: Theileria annulata
Lineage: Eukaryota; Apicomplexa; Aconoidasida; Piroplasmida; Theileriidae
Exons: 1
Coding region: 1-3000 (999 amino acids)
Source: RefSeq, a predicted model, not a curated record
AUGUCCGGUAAAGACAAUAAUUGUUCUUCCACCGGUACUUCAAGUGCAGGAGGAUCUAGUGAUAACUCACUUGAGCAGUCCACUCCAUUUAACUUUAGUAAUUUUGGGGUUCUAGCUGUGUUUUGUAUUAUACUAUCACUUUCAUCUAGCACAUAUCAUAACUGGCCUGCCAUAGAAAGGAGCCUGGUGAAUGAUAGAGUAUUUCAGCAUUUGUGUACUGAGAAUGAAAUACGUGAAUCUAUUCCUGAUAUGUACGUGUGUGACAAGCAAAGGGAUGCGAUCGGUAACCUAUCACUCAAUAUAUUCCUAUUCGAAUUCAUCGCAUACUCUAUCGGUGGUCCCUUGGUUGACAUUGUUGGUGUAUACUUAGUUAUGAUUGCCGGCUUUGCUUUUGGAUUUUACGGAUUCAUAUUAUUGUACUUUUAUCAUGAUAUCAGUUUCAUUGUCAAGUUUAGUUUUUGUUGCUGGGGGAUGUUUGGUGGACUGAUCAUUAUCACAUCCAUUCACUUUGCAAGAAUGUUUCCCAAUGCCCAGAGUUUGGCCGAUGGAAUGAUGAUAUUUUUUGAGAAUUUUGCAUCCGUAAUACCUUUGGUGAUAUAUAAACUUAUUAAGAGGUUUGGUAUUACUUAUUAUGAGGGUUAUGGAGCCUAUAUAAUUUGGGGAAUAGUACCAUCAUUUACAUUGGCAUUGUCAUUUAUGCCCAUAAAAAUCAUUUCAGAAAAGAACAAAUCUAGUACUAACUGCCUUGCUAAAUUUUUUGAUUUUGAUUUUAGUUCUUUAUCUCAAAAGUUAAUAUGCUGGCAGUUGUGGGUAAAUCUGAUUGUAUUUUCAAUUCCAGUAACAUCUGCCAUGUUUUACAGGAAGACUUUCUCUGCAUACUUCCUUAACAACCCUAACCUUCAGAGGAUAUUCCCAUUAAUCUUGUUGUUUGUAUUUCUUCCAAUACCAUUCAUAUCCGCCCUUGAUCAGUUCUUAAGUGUACAUUUAACAUCAGCUUUCCUGUACAUUCUUUACAUAUUGGCAUUUUUAUGUUUUUUCUAUAGAACCGAAACACAUGGUCUUAUUUCAAUGGUUUUGUUCUGUAUUGCACACUCUGCAGAGCAUCAGAUCAUGCAUUACAUAAGCAAAACCCAUAAGGAGUUUGAAUCAACACUAAUGGGCAUAUCAUAUUCUGUUGUUUUUGUGGUUGGGUUUAUUUCCCAGUUUGUUUUUGAUUGUAUCUAUAAGAUUUCACCAAAACUCGCACUGUAUACUAUCAUUUCACUUCUUUUUGCUGCAACAAUCUUUUCAGUGGCAUUUGAAAUUGCUAAACGUGAUUGUGAUUCUAGUAAUAAUAGUGGUUCUCAAGAACAAUCUUCUCAUCUCAAUCUUAAUAGGCUUAGAAUUGUUUAUGUCAUUCUCUGGUUGUUUCCAUUUAUAUUUCUAUCUAUAGUUCUUUCCUUUAAUUCUUUUAUGAAGAGUGAAAAAUCAGAAUCGAAAUAUUGCAUAUGUAAAAUGCCUUAUUACUGUUAUCAAAAAUUAGUUACAACAACAAUGGUGUUUUAUUCAUUUUCAUUUUAUUACGCUUGCACCGUGUUUACUGUUAUUUCAACAAUUUUUAAGUUUUGUAAAUUGGUCUCAUUUGAGUAUGAUAUGCAUAGAUUUAUAUGGCUUUUAAUAUAUCUUGGUUGCUUUUUCAUCGUUUCGCAUUUUAUCAUUGGGCUACAGUUUCAAUUUACGGACAAAAAACAAGAAUCCAUUUUAAAGUUACUUAUAGUUUUAUUCAUUUGUAAAAUAUUCUUAUUCGUGUACUCCAAAAUGAACCCUAGCAAAACUGUCAUCUUCCUUUUCUCAGGGUUUCUUGUUAUUUAUGGAUACACUUUCUUCUUGUUCAUUCAUAUGCUUACCUAUUAUAAUUUUCAAAUCACAUACAUUGAAAGGUCAUACAUCUUUAGUUUGAUACAUUGGGGACGAAUGUUCACAUUAUUUUUGUUACUUAGGUUUUUCUAUAUUAAAGUUUCAAAAUAUCGUUUGGGAUAUUAUUCACUAUGGGCAUUUAAUACUGGUUAUUUUACAUUUUUUGCUAUUCAAUUAAUUUAUUAUUUUUCAUACGAGAUGGAUAGAGUUUUAAGUUUUAGUAUAUGCAUUCUACCUGUUCCUAAAUUUAAUAAAUUAUGUCUUCCUCAUAUUGAACCCAGGUCAUUUUGUGCUAAACUUUUUAGUGUGAUACUUGUAAUUUCUAAUCUGGCAAUUUUGAUUAGUUUUGAGUUUUGUUGGACUUUAAUCGUAGUAUUAAUUUGGUUUUGUUUUAAUGAUUUAAUAACUGCUAUCUGUUUCACUUAUAUUAGGGAAAAAUACAAAGAAGAACAUUCCAAUAUGAUUAAUUGGUUUAUCUUACCAAUAUCAUCCGUCUCAUUGGCUCUGUUUCUGGCUCUAUUUAUAUGUCAUGUUUUCAUGUCUGACAAUCGAUUUAAUAAUAACCCAUACGUUUAUGUAUUGCUGAUUUGUAGCUUUGGUGUCUUGUCCUAUUACUCAAAUGUCUCAUGGUUUCACACUCAGUACGAUUUACAGAGCUGUUGCUGCAAAACAGAAAGCAGUUGUGGAUGCAAAACUAAUGGCAGUUGUUGUUGUUGUUUUACCAAGAACUGUAUUUGUUGUAUAUGUCGUAAAUGCUGCUGUUGUAAACAACCAACUCCUCAAUGCGGUUGUUGUAAAACAUCUGCCAACGAAUGUUGUUGUACAGCUGAUUCUUGCAAUUGCUGUAAGAGUACCUGUGAUUGUUGUUCCUCCAAAUCGGCAUGUUGUAAAUGCUGUACUAAUUGUGAAAAAUGCGUUUGUAUAUGCUUAAAAAGAAUUAUAAAUAAAGACAAUAAUAUCAUAUUUUGUUUUUUUGAGUGUAAUUUUAAAUCUGCUGAUCAUGGAUUUUUUGCAUUUUUUACUGGAAACAAUAUUGGAUGGUUGUUGUUCAUAGGCUACUUUGCCUUGUCAAAAGAACAAAAUGUAUUCUUAUCAUUUAGAUGA